CGAUGAGAUUAGGAUCGGGCUGUGAGAGAAUGCCGAAUUGAGUUGCAGUCGCUGCGAGCACGAUCCCCGCGUAUUUGACGAUGACUAGUGUUCCAACUGAUGAUUUCCGGCUACCUCUUGAUGUCAAACCAAAGCAUUACGAUCUCACCAUCAAGACAGAUUUGAAUAAGGAUGUCUUCGAAGGCGUCGUGAAGGUCCACUUGGAAGUCAGAAACCAGACUUCUGCCAUUGUCCUGAAUGUGGCGGACCUGGAGAUUUCUGAUGUGGUAUUGCAUUCAUAUGCAUUGAAGAGCGAACAGUCGGACACAGCAAGGUCGUUCGACGCGAGAAGUGAACGAGGUAUCUUUUGUUUUCCUAACGUCCUGCCUGCCGCAUCCGAGGCUACGCUUUCCAUUAAAUUUACUGGAAAGCUUGCUGGUUCCAUGAUGGGGUAUUACAAGUCAUCUUUCCAACAUGAUGGUUCAACCAAAUCCUAUGCCCUUACGCAGUUUGAGCCUACUGCUGCAAGGCGUGCGUUUCCUUGCUGGGACGAACCUCUUCUCAAGGCUACAUUCGCAAUUACCAUGAUCUCUCGUGCUGGUACUAUCAAUCUGAGCAACAUGCCUGCGAUCUCGGAAGAGAUGUACACUGCAGGAGUGACAGACACCGAGGACAAGGCUCUUUCGGCGCUUCUCUCUAAGCUUAGUUUCCACAACGAGGAUCAAGACAAAGGUGAGUGGAAGAUCACGAGGUUCAUGACAACCCCACCAAUGUCGCCGUACAUCGUUGCGUUCGCCAAUGGAAAGUUUUCGUAUCUUGAGGGUUCCUAUAAGAGCCCCUUAAGUGGGUCUGUUCGUCCUCUCCGCGUCUACAGCACUCCGGACGUUAUCAAGCAGACGCAAUAUGCCCUCGAGGUCAAGGCUAAAGUGAUCCCGUACUAUGAACGGAUUUUCGACAUCGAGUAUCCUUUGCCCAAGUUGGAUACGUUGGUCGCACAUGAUUUUGACGCUGGUGCGAUGGAAAAUUGGGGCCUUAUCACUGGUCGCACGAGUGCUUUCUUGCUGGACCCAGACAGGGUGGACGUGGCUACGAAAAAGCGUGUCACAGUCUUCCAGUCACAUGAGGUUGCUCAUAUGUGGUUUGGGAACAUAACCACGAUGGAGUGGUGGGACUACCUAUAUUUGAAUGAAGGCUUUGCGACCUUGGUAUGUGAAGCUUGUAACCAGAUAUACCCCGAGUGGAAGGUUGAUUCUGAGUUCAUCUCCGAGAAUCUGAACGAAGCCCUCGAGCUCGAUGCUAAACUGUCUUCGCAUCCCAUCGAAGUUCACUGUCCCGAUGCGAACCAGAUCAACCAGAUUUUCGACUCUUUGUCAUACGCGAAGGCUGCCUCUGUACUGCGAAUGCUUUCCAACCACGUUGGGCAGGAGCGAUUCCUAAAGGGGGUUUCAAUCUACCUAAAGAAGCACUUGUAUGCAAAUACCGUUACCAAGGAUCUUUGGGAGGGAAUCAGUGAAUCAACAGGUAUCAACGUGUCCCAGUUGAUGGACAAUUGGAUCACAAAGACUGGCUUCCCAAUCUUGUCUGUCACGGAGACGAAGGAUGGCAUCCACGUUCGUCAAGAUAGGUUCCUCGAGACCGGACCGGCAGAGGAGAAGGAUAACCAAACCAUUUGGUUCGGAAAGCAAAAGGUUGACAACUUAGUUCUCGAUACGCGCGAAUCUUCGUUUAGCAUUAACACGGAGGGACAUUUCAAACUGAAUGCAGGUACAUUUGGUGUCUAUAGAGUGCAUUAUUUGGACGAACGGCUCUAUAGAAUAGCCCGUGAGGCAGCUGAGGGUGACAACGUAUUUUCCCUUAAUGAUCGCAUUGGGCUCGUGCACGACGCUAUGGCACUUGCGAAAUCUGGGUACGCAAGCGUCAGUAGUGCUUUAACCGUAGUUGAAAUCUUUAAGGGAGAGAAAGAAUUCUUAGUCUGGGAUUCUAUCUCGAUGAACCUGCACUUGUUGGUGUCUACGUGGUGGGAGCACGAAGACGUAACGCUUGGUUUAAACAAAUUCAGACGUGAUCUCUUCGUGCCCCUCGUGAAACGACUCGGAUACGAAUAUUCUUCGUCUGAUUCAAUUGAUAUCUCGCAUGUCAUCGUGGAGCUCCAGCGACGUUUCAAGCGCUAUAUGGAGAGUAGGGACCGUGCGAUGAUACCUGCUGACUUGUUCAGGAUUAGCAUCAUAACAGCUGUUAAAGAGGGCGGGCGAAAAGAAUACGAGUUCGCCAAGGCACUGUACGAAAAUCCAACUACACCCCCGUCAGAAAGUAUUUCUGCCAUGUAUGCCAUGUGCGCCAGCCAAGACGCGUCAUGCGUCAAAGAUACCUUCCCAUACAUCUUGAAUGGAGUGAGAAAGCAAGAUGUUAUUUACUUCCUUUUGGGCCUGCAGAGGAAUCAUCAGACAAGGCGCAGUUCAGCCAGCUUCGUCAUGAAUAACUUCUCUGAGCUCGAAAAGCGGUUUGAAGGCAAUUUCUCGUUCAAGGAUGUGAUUUCGGACACAUUUUGCAAUCUGAACACGCAGGCGGAUUAUAAGAGGCUUGAAGAGUUCUUCCAGCAAACAAUGGACACUCUUCGGGCGUCGAUUGCAUGGAUCAAUCGUUCCACCACGGAUAUUGUAGGUUGGCUGGCGAAGCGGGGGGUAUGAGUUGAUGACAUAAUGGAAUGGUGUAACAUGCUCUGUAUGGUAAAUGACUGUUAGCGGUAGCGUCGUGGCCAGAAAGACGAUA
This is a messenger RNA of Pisolithus orientalis, 2748 nucleotides long. RefSeq lists its product as uncharacterized. Gene Ontology annotation, biological process: proteolysis; peptide catabolic process. The transcript is spliced from 26 exons. Gene Ontology annotation, cellular component: cytoplasm. Bases 81 to 2666 code for a protein of 861 amino acids. Gene Ontology annotation, molecular function: metalloaminopeptidase activity; zinc ion binding; peptide binding. The record is from RefSeq and is a predicted model, not a curated record. Lineage: Eukaryota; Fungi; Basidiomycota; Agaricomycetes; Boletales; Pisolithaceae.